AUGGAGUAUCACCAUACCCGUUCAAUGGAGCAGGGGAACCCUCAGCCACCAGCUCCCCAACCUCAAUGGGGUUACGGCUGGGCACCAGCAGCGCCCGCGCCGCGAAACAAACGUCCUCACUCUGAUAGUGAAGAUGAUGCGUUCUCCGAAGAGAGCAGCAAGGAUGCACAGUCAACUGGUGGCGACUCCUGUCAACUUAUGACGCGUAAACGACGGCGGGGAGUGAUCGAGAAGAAGCGUCGCGACCGCAUCAACACCUCUCUUACCGAGCUCAAGAGGCUAGUGCCGGCGGCCUGCGAGAAGCAAGGUAGCGCGAAGCUGGAGAAAGCAGAAAUAUUGCAGCUCACAGUGGAUCAUCUCAAGAUGCUACAUGCUAAAGGAUUAGACACAUUCGCUUACGAUCCUCAACGUUACGCGAUGGACUACCACAGCAUCGGCUUCAGGGAAUGUGCGGCGGAAGUCGCGAGGUACCUUGUCAGCUGUGAAGGUCUGGACAUCCAGGAUCCACUCCGGCUGCGCCUCAUGAGCCACUUACAGUGCUUCGCUGCGCAACGGGAGCUGGCGGCGAAGUCGGCUAACUGGGGCUACCCGCAGUACCCAGCUGCACCGGUUCCCGCUCAACCCCAGCACAGCUACACGGAGCUUGGGCACAGGCAAGACCCAGCAACAUCCGCUGGGGCAACAACGCUGACUGCUCCUUCUUCGAUCGCUGCUCCUCUUUCAGCACCGCCUAGUUACCCGCACUAUCCCCCCGCACCUCCUGGACCGCCGGCACCCCCUGGUCCUCAUCCAGCCCCACCUGCGCCGCACUACCCAACACCUUAUCCACAUCACCCACCUCAUCAUCAGUACUCUCAAAAUACCUCCAAACCCUACAGGCCUUGGGGUGCGGAGCUAGCGUACUGA
This is a messenger RNA of Parnassius mnemosyne (clouded apollo), 906 nucleotides long. The record is from the annotation of a GenBank genome assembly. Lineage: Eukaryota; Metazoa; Arthropoda; Insecta; Lepidoptera; Papilionidae.